Strongylus vulgaris is the source of this 1172-nucleotide messenger RNA. The record is from the annotation of a GenBank genome assembly. NCBI's taxonomy places the organism in Eukaryota, Metazoa, Nematoda, Chromadorea, Rhabditida, Strongylidae.
AUGCGUCUUCCUUGGUGGGCUGAAGGACCCGCAGUCGGUCUCAGUUCUGUGAUGCUUCAGCUUCCUUUCCGCAUGUUGGGUACAAAAAUGCUUUGGUGGACUUGGCAUGAUACUGACCCAACGAUCAGAGAGAGAAUGUUUUGGACUCCAUGGAGUUCAUUGUACUUUUAUGCUGCAUGUGCUUGCUCUUUUGUAUGGAUUCUUCGAUUUACAAGGAACCUACUUUUAGAGAGGGAAUACGACUGGACGAAAUUCAUUAGGGAGUUCAUCUGCGCGUUUUUGACUGGAGUGCUCUCAUUUUGGUUGGGCACCGUGCAGUUCUCGCUUCUUUACUAUCCAUUGCACGAUUUUUUCAAGAUCCAUUCUGAGAUCACUACGAUUAUAUUUUUCGCCAUUUAUGCUUCAUUAGUGUUCAUCGCUGAUAGAAAUAAUGUGGAUGUCGAAGCAAGAAAUGAGAGGGAAUACGACUGGACGAAAUUCAUUAGGGAAUUCAUUUGCGCGUUUUUGACUGGAGUACUCUCAUUUUGGUUGGGCACCGUGCAGUUCUCGCUUCUUUACUAUCCAUUGCACGAUUUUUUUAAGAUUCAUUCUGAGAUCACUACGAUUAUAUUUUUCGCCAUUUAUGCUUCAUUAGUGUUUAUCGCUGAUAGAAAUAAUGUGGAUGUCGAAGCAAGAAAUGGUACUCGCUACUGGUUUGAUGAGCUGUCCUGUGCAAUAGCGCUUGAGUACAUAUUUCUUAUGGUACUGGUAGUUGUGGCCGAUCCGCUCAAUAUUGUCAGCGAGGGGAUCCAUCAGCCUAUUGGACCUUGUAAAGAAAUGGAAAGUAUUCACACACCUGCUGGAUUGAUAUUGCAAAGAGAGAAGUUUCUGUGCGCAAAGAAGUAUAAUGAAAAAUAUUUUGACUUCCAUUGCAUCCCAAAUGGCAUACCUCAACAGCAGGAUGACGGGACUGGAAGACUCCUCCCGCUGGAGUAUUAUGCUAUCUGUGGAACAGAUUUUAAGAAUCGAGCUGAAUACACCACAAUUAUUUGGUCGUGUUGUAUCAUUUUCGCCACGUUCUUCUACCAAAUGGCUGCUUGCUCGGGACCAACACCAGUCGAUCCUAUUAAGGUAUGUUUAAUGAGCAUUUACUUAGUGAAUAGUUUCGUGUAUGAAUUCUUACGGUCUUAGUU